Molecule: messenger RNA, 1068 nt
Organism: Cucurbitaria berberidis CBS 394.84
Lineage: Eukaryota; Fungi; Ascomycota; Dothideomycetes; Pleosporales; Cucurbitariaceae
Exons: 1
Coding region: 1-1068 (355 amino acids)
Source: RefSeq, a predicted model, not a curated record
AUGUCACUCACAGAGCUCAAAGCCGAAAUUGUAGCGCUACUGUCCGAUGACACCGCGAAGGUCUUCACAAGCCUGGUCAAUCACAUUACACGCCUUGGACGUACGCAAUCUAAAUUCUUGGAAGCGCGACGCGAAAAGCUGCUGGAUAUAGUCAUGCAAAACAGACAGAUCGGUUCAUUGUACAACGCGUUCGCCGCGCGGCAGGCGGAAUUGGAGGGGAGGAUGACGUACAGCUUGCCUGUAUUCACAUACCCGGAGGUAGGGGAGAGCUUGGAAAAGAAAGCGGGGGAUACUGAGAUAAUGCAGAAUUUUGGAGGUGUGGAUGGGACUGACGACCGAGAAGAAAGUCAGCAGGCCACAAUAGAUUCCACCACGGCCCAGCCUGAAGGCUCUAUACACAUCGCCAACGAGAAAACACCAUUGGCGACUCCUAAAUCCUGUGAGAUCUAUAGAACUGGUCCUUCCAUUGUUCUCGUACAGAAUCCCGAAGACUUCCCUAUACAUCGCAUCCAGGAGGUACAAUCGCAGUACUACCCUUCCACAAAGAUCGCCGCAUUGUGGAUCCAUCGAGACGCGAAUGGUACUACAACGAAGGUCACAGCGGACGUAGACGGCGGAUCUGUUGAUCACCUAAUCAUCAGCGAUAUGAGGUUGAUAGUGGCCCUAGGGCUCCAUGAACACCUCCAGAAUACUCUUUUACUUGACGAAUCGAAAUUCCGUAUCGAUGAAACCUUCACGAUCGAGCUACUCCCCGGGCAACGAAUAACUGACCCGAAGGCACGUAUAGUUGGUGAGUUACUGCCAGCUCGACAUGCGUACUUGUACUGGCUUGACUCGAGAUGUACGGCGAACCCGAAAGCCCCGCCGUUCAUACAAGAGGCAAGAACUCUCGCUAGGAAGCUUCGAAGGCGCACGCCAGAUGUCUGGAGGGAGGUGAAGAAGAUGUGGGAUCUUGAGCAGGGAAGUGGUGGAAGGCAAUACAGGGAGAACCGCGAGGACCAUCUUGGAGAAAGUCCUAGCUAUCCGACAACUGAAGAGAAGAUAGCAACACGGUGUAUGUGGUGCUAG